AUGCACGUCCUUCUGAGUAAAAAAAUAGCACGCUUUCUGUUGAUUUCGUUUAUUUUCGUAGUUGCGCUAAUAAUGGCAUUGAAACAUCCGGCGACAAAAGAGAUCUCUGGGCAAUAUCUCGGGCCAUAUCUUCCAGAAUCCUUCCGAUCCACUGCUAAGAUUAGUGUAGAGGAGCAAAGACGGAUACAGCGUGAAAAGGAAGAAGCCGAGUUAAAGCAAUCUUUGGAACAAGCAGCCAUUAAGAACGCCACCGAGUAUGCUAUCAAGGAAAAGAUCAAGUCGUAUGGUGGUAACGAAACAACACUAGGGUUUAUGGUUCCAUCUUAUAUAAAUCAUGGAGGGUCGCCACCAAAGGCAUGUUUCGUCUCGUUGAUUACUGAUAAGGAUCCUAUCGCCCAAAUCAUAGAAUCUAUUAGUAAUGUGCAAGAAAAAUUCAACAAAAAAUUUGCGUACCCAUGGGUCUUUAUCAGCCUGGGAAAGCUUGACGGAAGUAAGGAAAAUAUGAUUUCUCAGACCAUUACUGAUACCAUGAAUGGUGAUUCUAAAGUAGUCGAUAUAAAAUUUAUUUCUCUUUCCCCAGAGGAAUGGGUAUACCCUGAAUGGGUUGAUGAAAAUAAAGCAGCGGAAUCAUUAAUCGCGCUAGCAAAUAUGCCGGAUGGUGAUUCCAGGGCUGUAAGAUACCAAGCUAGGUUUUGGGCAGGGUUUUUUUGGAAACAUCCAUCUUUGAAAAAUUUCGACUGGUAUUGGAGAGUAGACCCUGGUAUUAAAUUGUACUGUGAUAUUGAUUAUGACGUUUUUAGGUGGAUGCAAGACAGGGGGAAAGUAUUUGGGUUCACAUUGAGCAUGAGUGAGGCUAAGGAAGCCAACGAAAAAAUUUGGGACGUUACCAAAAAAUUUGCAAAAGAUUUCCCCAAAUAUAUCAUUGAGGAUAAGGAUAACUUCAAGGCAUUUAUAACAAAGAAAGACUCGGAUGAUUUUAACAAUUGUGAAUUCAAAUCAAACUUUGAAAUUGGUAAUUUGAACUUUUAUAGAUCACCCGCUUAUAGGAAUUUUUUUGAUGUGAUUGACAAAGAAGGUGGUAUAUUUUACUAUAAAUGGAGUGAAUCUAUAAUUCACACAAUUGGGUUAUCAAUUUUGCUACCAAAGGAUAAAAUAUACUUCUUCGAGAAUAUUGGAUUCCAUUACGAUAAGUACGAUAACUGCCCCCUAAAUGAUGACAUUUGGAGUCAAUAUAAAUGUGAUUGUGAUCAAGGAAACGAUUUCACGUUCAGAAGUGGAUCGUGUGGUGAACAUUACUUCGACAUCUUAAAAAAAGAUAAACCGGAAGGUUGGAAUAAACUACCAUAA
Molecule: messenger RNA, 1347 nt
Organism: Saccharomyces mikatae IFO 1815
Lineage: Eukaryota; Fungi; Ascomycota; Saccharomycetes; Saccharomycetales; Saccharomycetaceae
Gene: KTR6
Product: putative mannosyltransferase
Exons: 1
Coding region: 1-1347 (448 amino acids)
Biological process (GO): cell wall mannoprotein biosynthetic process; protein O-linked glycosylation; protein N-linked glycosylation
Cellular component (GO): Golgi apparatus; membrane
Molecular function (GO): alpha-1,2-mannosyltransferase activity
Source: RefSeq, a predicted model, not a curated record